GUCUGGGCUUGUAGGCAAAAGUUCUCUCACCCUCCCCGUCUUCGAUCGUGGAUGCGUAGAUUCGCAGUGAGGGGUCCUUUUUCGACGGUAGAUCGGACGAGAAGGACACACAGUCUUUGUGAAAACCCCGACGUUGUUGGCAGUGAUCCCUGUUAUUCCUAAUAAUAAUUUGAAGCUAUCCAACUGUGCACCCUUCAUUCGCUUGUUUACCUUUUUUUUUCUGUUGAUGCGCACUUGGUGUCAACCUAUUCGGUUGUUCUCAAAUUCGUGUGGAAGACGUUAAACCGUUCGUGAUGACGUCACCAAAACAAGUGUUAAAGAGCGUCGGACCAAAAUUAGUCCCGUUCUUCAAGACGCUGGCCAUCUAUUUCGUCGUUUUCAUUCCGGAGGACAAUCCAUCCCUCUUCGCCAUGUUCCUUAAAUGUUUACCGAUCCUAAGUCUCUUACUCUUCGUGCUAAUGCACGGCAUGAGUCUCGGCAAUGAGUACACAUUUUCACGACGCAUUUUGAUCGGCCUGAUUUUCUCCUGCAUCGGUGACGGUUUACUCGUUUGGCGUGAACUUUUCCUUCACGGAAUGGUAGCGUUCGGUAUCGGUCACAUGUUUUUCAUCUCAGCUUUCGGAUUCAAACCGCUCAACAUCCCGCUAGGCAUUCCGAUGUACAUCGCAUCAAUGCUCGGUCUGUCUAUGUGGCUGCCGCAACAAGCACUGAUUUACAAAAUGACUGUCCCUAUUUACACGGCACUGCUCGUGACAAUGGCUUGGAGGGCCACAGCCCGUGUCCGCUUCUUUGAGGAGCUGUGGACUUGGACGAAACUUUGCUCUUGCGUCGGUGGUUUAUUCUUCGUUAUUUCGGACGCAAUCAUCGGUUUACACAUGUUUUAUUCGCCCAUUCCAUACGGCCAGGUGUUGAUAAUGACGACUUACUACGCUGCCCAACUAGGCAUCGCGCUCAGCGUUGUCGAUUCGAAAGCGAGUUACAUCCGUGAGGAAGAAGAAAGCCGGAAGAGGCAGCUGCUAUUGGACGAAUCGGAGCAGGAACAAGGAUCGAUAAUCGGAGAGGGCAUCGACCUCCGCCAAAGACGGCUGGGCACUUUCGGACGUUAAAAAGGGGCAUCUCAUUUGCAUUCCGAAUGCCAACAAAAACAGACGACCUGUGGCAAAAUUUUAAUAGUUCAUUAAUCGUCUAGUCUUUGUUUUCUAGUUGUGAUGUAAUUAGAAUUUACAUUUGCAUGAAAUACUUUACUCUGAUGUAGAUUUCGUGAAUUUGGAUAAGUAACACGUCUGGAUCCAUAGUUCAAUUGUUUGUACCCGAGAAAUUCGAAUCGCUAUUACAAAGGAAGAACUUCAA
Molecule: messenger RNA, 1350 nt
Organism: Daphnia magna
Lineage: Eukaryota; Metazoa; Arthropoda; Branchiopoda; Diplostraca; Daphniidae
Product: lysoplasmalogenase-like protein TMEM86A
Exons: 6
Coding region: 294-1106 (270 amino acids)
Cellular component (GO): membrane
Source: RefSeq, a predicted model, not a curated record